Molecule: messenger RNA, 1802 nt
Organism: Sceloporus undulatus (fence lizard)
Lineage: Eukaryota; Metazoa; Chordata; Lepidosauria; Squamata; Phrynosomatidae
Gene: LSM14A
Product: LSM14A mRNA processing body assembly factor
Exons: 10
Coding region: 195-1595 (466 amino acids)
Biological process (GO): P-body assembly; cytoplasmic stress granule assembly
Cellular component (GO): P-body
Molecular function (GO): mRNA binding
Source: RefSeq, a predicted model, not a curated record
UGUUCCCGGCAUCCAUUUCGUGGCGGAGGAGGAGAAGAAAGUCUGUGGCGAAGCGGCGGCGGCGGCCGCCAUGUUGGGAGCGUCGGGGCUGUUUUAGGGGGAAGGCGGCGGCGGAGGAGAGGAAGAGGAGGCCUCGCUCCGUCCGUGUUCUGCGGGGCGGCCUCGGCAGGGCCUCCCUCGAGCCCCUGUUCGCCAUGAGCGGAGGGACGCCGUACAUCGGGAGCAAGAUCAGCCUCAUCUCCAAGGCCGAGAUCCGCUACGAGGGCAUCCUCUACACCAUCGACACCGAGAACUCCACCGUCGCCUUGGCCAAAGUUCGUUCAUUCGGUACGGAAGAUAGACCGACGGAUCGGCCAAUCCCGCCUCGUGAUGAAGUAUUUGAAUACAUUAUUUUCCGUGGCAGCGAUAUCAAGGAUUUAACUGUUUGUGAGCCGCCCAAACCACAGUGCUCUCUGCCUCAGGAUCCAGCUAUUGUUCAGUCCUCUCUAGGGUCGUCUUCUACUUCUUCAUUCCAGUCGGUGGGCUCCUAUGGUCCCUUUGGCAGAAUGCCAGCCUACAGCCAGUUCAGUCCAAGUCCAUUAGUGAGCCAGCAGUUCGGUGCUGUUGGUGUUGGAAGCUCGCUGACGUCUUUUGGGGCGGAACCGUCAUCCAAUGCUAAUUUGUCCCAGAGCAAUGCAGUUGGUUCUACUUUCACAACUGAUGCAAGAUCCCUAAAAAACCAGCUCUCACAAGGGCGUUCAAGUCCUCCGUUAGACCACUUGAGAAAGAGCCCAACCCUGGAACAAGCCGUGCAGACUGCCUCAAGCCACUUAUCUGCCACAGCGCCCAUUGGCAGAAGGAGUCCUGUUUCCACCAGACCCCUGGGAGCUGCCAGCCAAAAAACAUUAGAGAAUCAAGAGCACAGAAGAGCUGAAGCACACAAGAUGUCAAGGUGUGAAGCGGAGCAUCUCAGAAAUGAGAACAAACGUCAAAUGGGGGUGCCACCUCCGGUGCGAAGGGGCCGCGGCGGUCACCGAGGAGGCAGAGGAAGGUUUGGCAUUAGACGAGAUGUCCCCAUGAAAUUUGAGAAGGACUUUGACUUCGAAAGUGCAAAUGCACAGUUCAAUAAAGAGGAAAUAGAUCGUGAAUUUCAUAAUAAGCUAAAACUGAAAGAAGAUAAACCAGAGAAGCCUAUUAAUGGGGAAGACAAAGGUGAUUCAGGUGUUGACACCCAAAAUAGUGAAGGCAAUGCAGAUGACGAUGAACCUCUUGGACCCAACUGCUACUAUGACAAAACCAAGUCCUUCUUCGAUAACAUUUCCUGUGAUGACAAUAGAGACCGAAGACCAACCUGGGCAGAGGAACGGAGACUAAACGCAGAGACAUUUGGGAUUCCGUUGCGUCCGAACCGUGGCCGAGGGGGUUUCCGAGGCAGAGGGGGAGGUGGAGGAGGAAUGGGCAACUUCCGGGGAGGAAGAGGACGUGGAGGCACGAGAGGAAGUUACGGCGCCCCUCGCGGAUUCCGCGGAGGAUUCAGAGGCGGACGUGGUGGCAGGGAGUUUGCGGAUUUUGAAUAUAGGGUAACAAAGACAACAAAGUCUCAGCAUAGUCUAUGAAGAAGUUGGAAGCCGGGCGGUCUUACGGAGAUCUUCAUGGUCCAGUGAAUGUGUUGGUCUUUGCAAAAGGGUUGCAUUCGUUUGCUGUAACACUUGUCACCAGCACUGGGGUUUGGUUUGGUUUCUUUUUUUAAUUUCAAAGGGGGGCAUGGAGCAGGAACCUUUUUGGAAUAAAAAAAAAUAAAAUAAAAAUGGUCAUUGUCAGAA